AUGGGUAGUAGUCUUGGUGAAUCUGAAUCUGCAAAAUGUGAAAAUGGGGACGCAAGGGUGGCGGUGAAAAUGGCCAAGGAGAUUGGCGUCUUGCAAGCCGUUUGCAUAAUAUUCGGUAUUAUAGUGGGGUCAGGUAUCUUCGUUUCACCAGUCGGCGUUCUUAAGUAUUCGAAUUCUGUGGGCCUUUCUCUAGUCAUGUGGCUAGUGCCGGGUCUCUUCAGCAUGCUUGGUGCUCUGGUGUAUGCUGAAUUAGGUGUGCGAAUCCAAAAAUCGGGAGGCGAGUAUGCAUAUGUUCUGGAAGCUUUCGGCGGUCUUCCUGCAUUCAUCGUGAUGUGGAUCACCUUUGUGGUGGUUGGAGGUGUUAGCUGCGCCGGGAACUCCAUCAUCUUCGCGCAGUAUAUGUUGCAGAUGGUCUAUCCAGACUGUCCUAGUCCCCAGCCUGUUGUAAGCAUGGUCGCCCUUUGCGGUCUGAUCUUAAUUUGCGCCAUAAACUGUUACAAGGUGAAGUGGGCCACGCGAGUUGCAGUGAUUUUUUCAUUUAGCAAAACUAUUGCCCUACUUUUGAUCAUUGGCUUCGGAUUGUACUACCUUACAACCGCUCUCUAUGUGGAAUCUCUUUUAUUGCUGAACGAGUCUCCUUCAUCAUCGUCUCUUGACGUUAUGCUAGGUCAUGUGGAGAAUUUCCACAACGCCUUUGAGGGGUCGAAUUCUUCUCCCGGUUAUUUGGCAUUGGCCUUCUAUCAGGGCUUCUGGGCAUAUUCAGGGUGGUGA
Messenger RNA from Hydatigera taeniaeformis, 771 nucleotides. The record is from the annotation of a GenBank genome assembly. NCBI's taxonomy places the organism in Eukaryota, Metazoa, Platyhelminthes, Cestoda, Cyclophyllidea, Taeniidae.